UAUAGAUAAAAUAGUUACUUACCCUUAGGUAAUUAAUAAUUGUAAAAUUAUUAUUUGCAGUUCAGCUCAAGGUCAAUCUCACCAAGAUUUCAUCCAGCCGAUUACCUCAAGUUCAGGCGUCUACUAUGAUUACCUAGGCAGACUUAAGAUAAAUAAUGGACAGCUGAAAAUUGUAAUACCGGUAGAUAUCGCGCAUUUUAGGCCACAUAUGCAAAAUAUUGAAACUGUUUUCGAAACAACGAAACGAUUAUGUAAUCAAACCCGAAUUAUAGAAAUUGAUGCAGAGUGCCGUAACUCAUUGCAACCAUUAGCAGCCCAAUUGCAAGAAAUGAAAAGAGAGUAUGCGUCCAUCUCUCACCUAGUAGACAAUAGAACCAAACGUAGUGCAUGGAUAGGAGGUAUAGGGACACUUUUGAAACAGAUCUUCGGCUCCUUAGACGAAGAUGAUGGUUUGAGGUACGAUGAAGCAAUAGCAUCAUUGCAAAACAACGAAAAGAAGUUAGCCUCGCUUAUGAAAGAGAAUAUCCUGAUCACCAGUUCUACUUUAAAAUAUUAUAAUAACACCCUACAUAAGAUAAAAAGCAAUGAAGCUAGCCUUGCUGAAGCUAUCGACAAGCUCUCUACAAAUAUAAAAAACAUAACUGAAAUCACUAAUGGACUACAAAUACGCGCUAGUGUAAAUGAAAUACUUAGUAUCCUAGAAACGUCAAUACUUACCUUGUCAUUCCAGCUUGAAGACAUAACUAAUGCCAUUCUAUUCAGCAGUCAAAACAUCCUACACCCCGCGAUAAUAACACCAAGUCAAUUACAUCAAGAGCUUGCCGAUAACUACAGGCAUUUGCCUGGCGACCUUGAACUGCCUGUAACAUUAGACAUUAAUUCUGUAUAUCUUAUUUUUAACAUUUCUAAGUUAGUAUGUUAUUACUUUAAGGAUAAGAUCAUAUUUGUGUUGCAAGUACCGUUAGUUAACACCAAAGAAUAUGUAUUAUUUCAUACUAUUGCACUUCCUACACCAUAUGAACCCAAGGAACCGAACUCUUUUAGCCUGAUCAUACCUGAUCAUAAAUACAUUGCAAUGACCAAAGACAAAUCUCAUUAUUGUACUUUUGACAACCUGAAAAUCUGCAAAUCCGUAGGCUCAGAAGACUUUGUAUGUAAUAUCGAAAACCUGUAUUCCACAGAGGCAAGGACGACCUGCCAAAGUGAAUUAUUAGCGAAAGUAAUUAAUAAAAAACCAGUACAGUGUGAAUCUAAAAUUAUAUUUGGAAAAUUGGACAUUUGGAAACCAUUGUCAAAUAACAAGUGGAUCUUUAUACAAUCAGAACCUAACAAGAUUUCAAUAGACUGUCAUAAUGCAGAAUUAUAUGAAACAAGUAUUAUUGGUACAGGCUUAGUCAGUAUCCCCAAGGAUUGCAUUGGCUAUUGUAAAAGCACGACGCUAAUUCCAAAAUACAAUGUUUUAAAUAUCACAUCACCAAUCAAUCACGUGCCAGAUUUUAAUUUGAUCAACGAUACUUGUUGUAACAUAAAUAAAUUAAAUGAUGUAAGGGAUAAUGUGUCCCCUAUCCACCUACAUGACAUAGAUUUAGACGAUUUUAAUUCCGAAAACAAAAAUAAAAUAAAAUCUCUUCUAGACGACUUAAAAAGCAUCGAACACCCGCCAAAUCCACAUAUUGUUAAAUAUGGGACACACUAUUCCAUUAUCAUAAUCCUAAUGUUUAUUGCUAUAAUUGCUACAUUAUGUUAUUGUACCACUAAGCGACUAUUUUGUAAAUCCGGAAGCAAUCGUCCCUUUAAAUUUAAAAUCAACCUAAAUAGACCUUCAUCCCAAACACCCCCCGAAACAAUAGACAGUACAGACAGACAGGACCCUAACAAUUUUGAUAUAGAAAUGACCAGCCCUGUUGCCCCGCUCAGAACCAAAAUUUAACAGAGACUUGGAGUCUUCAACCCCAAGUCUCCUCUAGAAGGGGGAGGUGUUAUAUCCGGUAUUUGCAUCCCUUAUUGCUGCCCUGGCCGCC
This is a messenger RNA of Ostrinia furnacalis (Asian corn borer), 2021 nucleotides long. RefSeq lists its product as uncharacterized. The transcript has 2 exons. The record is from RefSeq and is a predicted model, not a curated record. Lineage: Eukaryota; Metazoa; Arthropoda; Insecta; Lepidoptera; Crambidae. Bases 209 to 1930 code for a protein of 573 amino acids.